This is a messenger RNA of Trichoderma atroviride IMI 206040, 1044 nucleotides long. The record is from RefSeq and is a predicted model, not a curated record. Lineage: Eukaryota; Fungi; Ascomycota; Sordariomycetes; Hypocreales; Hypocreaceae.
AUGAAGUUUGUCGCUGGUCUCAUUGCCCUCGCCGCCUUGGCCUCAGCUGCCCCCGGCAAGGCACCAACCCCCUUGGACAUCAAGCUCGAAAGUGCUGGCAACGCUGAGAUCAAAGCUGUUAUUACCAACACGGGCAAAAGCAGCCUCAAGAUCUUCAAGUCCGGUACCAUCUUGGAUAACAGUGCUGUAGAGAAGGUCACAAUCACCUCCGGAGAGCACACUGUUGCCUUUGACGGUAUCCGCCAACGCAUCUCUACUGAGAAUCUAGCUGAAGAUGCCUUCCAGAGCAUCCCCGCCGGAGAGUCCAUCGAGGUGACGUUUGACAUUGCCGAAGCCCACGAUCUCUCACUCGGCGGAAAGUACGACAUCCAGUCUGCCGGUGCCUUCUCCUUUGCCCAAUACGGAUCCACUCAACUCGUCGGCUCCGUGCCCUUUGAGACCAACAAAAUCGAGGUUGAUAUUGAUGGCGAGGCCGCCUCGGCCCGCCGCGUUGCAUUCCACCAGAAGCGCACUCGCAUACAAAGCGACUGCAGCGGUAGCAAGCUCAGUGCUAUUCAGACCGCCGUCCGCAACUGUGCUUCUGUCGCCCAGCUCGCCCAGCAAGCCGCCGCUUCUGGCUCCGCAGCCAAGAUCACAGAGUACUUCAAGUCCUCCAGCUCCAGCGUGCGAAGCACCGUCUCAGGCGUCUUCAGCCGUGUUGCCUCCGAAUGUGGCUCAACCAGCGGCGGCAGCUCUUCUCUCUACUGCUCAGAUGUACUCGGCGGAUGUAGCUCGGGAGUGUUGGCUUACACGCUUCCCAGCGGCAGUCUCAUGGCCUACUGCAACCUCUACUUCAGCGCUCUGCCAUCUCUGUCUCGAACAUGCCAUGCGCAAGAUCAGGCCAACACGGUCAUCCAUGAGUCAACGCAUCUGUCGCAGGUUAAGGGCACCCAGGACUAUGGUGGCUAUGGAUACAACUUUAUCCAGUCUCUAUCUGCUUCUCAGAACCUCAACCACGCCGAUACUUAUGCUCUCUACGCCAACGCCAUUUAUGUUGGAUGCUAA